Cucurbita moschata (crookneck pumpkin) is the source of this 557-nucleotide messenger RNA. RefSeq lists its product as uncharacterized. The transcript has 4 exons. The record is from RefSeq and is a predicted model, not a curated record. The coding region runs from base 89 to 301 and encodes 70 amino acids. Lineage: Eukaryota; Viridiplantae; Streptophyta; Magnoliopsida; Cucurbitales; Cucurbitaceae.
AUUGACGCGAAAGACAUCAUUACACGACGAGUCGGAACUCUUGCAAAGCUUGCGCGGUUCGUUCUUGAAGAAAGCGGCGAGGGAGAAGAUGUUGAGAACUCGAUUGUUUUGGUUCAGUGUUGGAUUUGCAGCCACGUCCGCUUCGAUUUCGCAAUUCGUCUGGAGAGAUCUACUGGCUCAUCGAUGUGCUCUUUCAUCUGAUAUUGAGCGGAAUUUCGAUGCACUGGAAGCUAGAAUCUCGAAUCUUGAGUCGGUUCGAAACCGGGAUUCGAUUCCAUCUGCUGAGCAGGCCAAUGACUGAGUGACUGAUUCCUCGUGGAGCUCGUUAUUUAGGUGGAAUUUUGUACCAACAAUUGCAGGACAAAACCCCAUGUAAAAGGUGCAACUCCGUUCCUUUUUUUUGCUUUCUCCUAAAUAAAAUCCAAGUAUUUUGUACAAAAGGAGAGCUUCAUGCUAUACAUCAUCCCUACCUUUCAUUUGAGAUGGUUAUAUCAAACUAAACUAUUGUAUUUCUUAGAUACGAGACUUCAAGGAUUGAAUCAUCGAUUUUAAGGAUU